UUAUUAUUAUUAUUAUUAUUAUUAUUAUUAUUAUUAUUAAGAAAAAAAAUGGCAUUAUAAGAAAAACAAAUCUCAACAAAUGGCAUUUUAAUGGUAAUGAAUACUCUCUAUGAAUAAUUAAGUAUUUUUACAAACCAUAACAUCUAACUUAGAACAAAAAAUAAAAGAAAUAUUGAAUUAAUAACAGGAACACAAGACUCGAUCACCUAAGAUCAAGAUCAAGAUUACCCUCCUCUUCCUCCGCCGCCAUUACAUGAGGACAGUAACAGCUUGCGGUCUUCAAAGCUUCCUUCUUCCCAUAUCAGGAGUGUCUUGUGAAAUGACCCAGGAAAUGAAGAAUGGCUGGAGUGUGCCUGUGAAGAAGACACUGAAUUACAAAACAGUCAUAGAGGUUUUCUGUUUCCCGCCCUUCAAGUUGCUACUACUACUACUACUACUACUACUACUACUACUACUACUACUACUACUAUUAAUAAUGAGGAGCCUCGCUGUGUGGGCCAGGACAAUGACAGCACCUACACUAUCCUGGACCUCUACUACUACUACUACUACUAUUACUGCUACUACUACCACUGCUACCAACACUGGCCUCUAUGUUGGCCUGGUGUUUGGGUUAAUUUUGUGUCUAAUGUUUGUGGCAACACUGUUCUUCCUUAGACGGAGACAGAGAAGAGGAGGGAGGAAGGAGCAGCCUGGAGGAGGAGGAGGAGGAGGAGGAGGGGGUUAGAGGCCGCCCCUGCCUCCACCAAUGACAUGAAAUCUGAGGUCAACCAUUCCAUGACCUAUUCCAGCAUUACUGACCCUACUACUGCCCUUGGGGAAUCAGAAUGCAAAGACUGGAUUCUGGGACUGGACCACCUCAGAAAGGAGUGUCCACACGUGCCAUACAUUAUCCGUCUUGAAAGAUUUCUCCGCACAGAAUUUUACAAGUGGAAAACCGAGAGAACAAUGACCUCGUUGUUGUGGACCUCCUCUCCCCCGGCUACCCCUGCUUCCAGAACCCUUAUUCAAUGGACAUCCACGAGUCACCUGUCACCUGCUGCACAUACCUGGCUGACUGCCCUGCUGACCUCACCCCUGCCCUCUACUCAGCAGGGGCCAGAGGAGGGGGGCACAGGAAGCAGGGGUUCUCUGAGGAGUGGCCAAUCUCUGGAGGGGAGUGGGGCAGCACCUCUUGCCCCUACCCUGAGAUGAUCCUAACUGGACACGCAGAUGGGUCAAUAAAAUUCUGGGAUGCCUCUUCUGUGGGACUCCAGAUUCUUUACAAAUUGAAGACUGCAAAGGUAUGGCCUAUUCCAGUUCAUCCGAGACCAUCCCAGUGUCCCCCAGUGCAUCCCAGCCUCUCCCAGUGCAUCCCAGCCUCUCCCAGUGCAUCCCAGCCUCUCCCAGUGCUUCCCAACCUCUCCCAGUGCAUCCCAGCCUCUCCCAGUGUAUCCCAGCCUCUCCCAGUGCAUUCCAGCCUCUCCCAGUGCAUCCCAGCCUCUCCCAGUGCUUCCCAACCUCUCCCAGUGCAUCCCAGCCUCUCCCAGUGCUUCCCAACCUCUCCCAGUGCAUCCCAGCCUCUCCCAGUCCAUCCCAGCCUCUCCCAGUGCAUUAUCAUCAUCAUCAUUAUUAUUAUUACUAUUAUUAUUAUUAUUAUUAUUAUUAUUAUUAUUAUUAUUAUUAUUAUUAUUAUUAUUAUUAUUAUUAUUAUUAUUACUAUUGUUAUUGUUAUUACUAUCAUCAUCAUCAUCAUCAUCAUCUUCAUCAUCUUCAUCAUCAUCAUCAUCAUUAUCAUCAUCAUCAUUAUUGUUGUUGUUGUUGUUGUUGUUGUUGUUGUUGUUGUUGUUGUUGUUGUUGUUGU
This is a messenger RNA of Scylla paramamosain (green mud crab), 1843 nucleotides long. RefSeq lists its product as uncharacterized. Lineage: Eukaryota; Metazoa; Arthropoda; Malacostraca; Decapoda; Portunidae. The record is from RefSeq and is a predicted model, not a curated record. The transcript has 7 exons. Bases 754 to 1194 code for a protein of 146 amino acids.